This is a messenger RNA of Rhinocladiella mackenziei CBS 650.93, 516 nucleotides long. RefSeq lists its product as uncharacterized. The record is from RefSeq and is a predicted model, not a curated record. The transcript has 2 exons. NCBI's taxonomy places the organism in Eukaryota, Fungi, Ascomycota, Eurotiomycetes, Chaetothyriales, Herpotrichiellaceae. The coding region runs from base 1 to 516 and encodes 171 amino acids.
AUGGCGAGGACGACGACCCUCCCGCCUGGUACUGAGGACGAGUGGCAUCUCCUGUACAAUUCCUUCGGUACCACCAUCAAUGUGGACGAAACCCAUCCUUCGAAUCCCAUCAAGAUGUUUCUUCAACGCCCACUCUACGCUCCUCUCUUGUUCUCCAAUACAUCCUCCGAUGCGCGCGAUCAUUGCGCCAAUGAACGAACAUUCUUGUCAUGGCUUCGACUGUCCAUCUAUAUGGCGGUAGUGUCCGUCGCCAUCUUCAUUAAUUUCCAUCUUAAGCACCAACCCAGCGCUGUUGAAGAAAAGCUAUCCCAUCCGCUCGGGAUUAUCUUCUGGGUUCUUUCUUUGGCAUGUCUUGUGAGUGGAAUGGGUAUUUACAUGCGGACGGUCACCAAGUAUGCAAAACGACGUGCACUAGUUCAGUCCGGGAUGAAGACUCAGAUUGUCUUUGGAGUGGUGGCCACUGCUAUUAUUGCUGCGUGUACUUUAUUCUUGGGGGCUCAGGCAGAGGCUCAUUAG